GCUGAUACUUUAGGUGACCUAUGGAUAUAGCAUUGCAUCAGUCGAUGAAUGCCGGUAGAUACCGUAGGAAAUUGACUAAUUACCACGUCAACGAUAUCACUUUUGUUUAAAAUUUACCACGAAAGAGGUAAUCAUGGCUGAUUCUUGUAUAGCAGGAUUCGCCGAAGAACUGGACGAUUUAGCAAAGGAGUAUGAAUCAAUGAAGGAACUUCAUAAGAAGUACAAGGAGAAAUUAGAGGAAGUUCAGUCAAUGCAGAAAAAAUGUGCUACUUUAGUUGGCCAUCAAAAGAAGAGAUAUAAGGAGAUUGGAGAUGGAAUUAAAGAGAAAAGCCAAGGUCUAAGUGGAGAAGAGAAGGCCAAGUGUAAUGAGCUAAAGAAAUUGGUUGAAGACAGGAAAAAGAAUUGCAGUGAAGUCCUGGAUACUCUGCCAAGGUCCAACAACUUCUUCUUGAGUACCACACUUGGACCAGUCAGUGUCUCCAUCUUGAGUAAAAAAGACAGAUUUGCUUACAAGGAAGAGUAUGAACAGUUCAAGCUCUAUCUCUCUAUCAUUAUGCUGGUUGGAGCUACCAUCAACACAUUCUUUAUCAAGAACAGUGAAGAUCUGAAUCAAGCUACACCUUUGUGGAUAUGUGACGCCUGUUAUCAUUUUCUACUUGUCUGGUACUACUGUACUUUGGUCAUCAGAGAAUCUAUCCUCAGACACAAUGGAUCUAGGAUAAAAGGUUGGUGGGUAGUGCAUCAUUACCUGACUGUUCUUUUGACAUCAAUCUUACUGAUUUGGCCAGACAGUGUCAGCUAUCGAAUGUUCAGGAAUCAAUUCAUGCUCUUCUCUCUAUAUCUUAGUGUUGUUCAAUUGAUGCAGUAUUACUACCAAAGUGGAUGUUUGUAUAGAUUAAGAGCUCUUGGGGAGAAAAGUGACAUGUACAUCACUGUAGAGGGUUUUCAGAAUUGGAUGUGGAGAGGGUUGACAUUCCUGCUACCAUUUCUCUUUGUAGCAUAUACUUGGCAGUUUUACAAUGCAUAUUCACUGUAUCAAAUCUCCAAACAUCCUGAGUGUAAUGAAUGGAUGGUACCUAUUGCAAGUUUGAUAUUCUUUUGCCUGUUCCUGGGAAACUUGAUAACCACUUCUGGUGUGAUUCUCAACAAACUCAAGGCCAAGCAGUCAACCACCUCAAGCCCCAAGAACAAAGGUUCAUGAUGCAAGUCUCAGCCAGAGUCCGUCAACUUUUUAGCUGCUUUUCAAACUAUUGCCAUCUGUUUGCUGGAAAAAGAAAAGAAAACGACCAUGCAAAUGUGUUUCUAAGAUCAUCUAUUUUUCAUUCGCUUUACUUGGCAUGCCAUCCAUUUGCAGGAAUAAAAAAAAGAGGUAUGAGUUUAAAGUUUUGAAUGACAAAGUUUCAAUAUGUUUGAAGCUGUUCAAGUACUCUUAGCUCACUUUUGAAGCCUUUAAAUACCUCAAAAUAUAUACAUUAAAAGAGCUCAAAAUAUGUACAUAAAAGAGCAAAAUGAAUCUGCAUUGCAAAACUAAAGAAUUUUGUACAUAUUAUGCUACAAGAGCAUAUGAUUUGAUAAGGAUUUCUAACAAUUUGGUAUGCAGGAGAAAAACGUGAUGAUUCGAUUGAAGCUAAGGAAUUAUCAAUUGUUUUGCUCUGUUACUUGCAAAAAUAUGUGAGAAAGAAAACUUUGUUGCUUAGCUCAAUGCACUGUUUUUACACAGGGUUUAUUUACCAAGCCUUCAUAAAAUAUUAGAUGGGGACCCCUCUAUUCCUUAUCCAUCUCUAAUAUAUUUCCAGAUGCACAUAUCUUUUUGUUCAA
This is a messenger RNA of Lytechinus variegatus (green sea urchin), 1818 nucleotides long. Its product is annotated as ion channel TACAN-like. The record is from RefSeq and is a predicted model, not a curated record. NCBI's taxonomy places the organism in Eukaryota, Metazoa, Echinodermata, Echinoidea, Temnopleuroida, Toxopneustidae. The coding region runs from base 134 to 1201 and encodes 355 amino acids. The transcript has 12 exons. Gene Ontology annotation, cellular component: membrane.